Messenger RNA from Podospora anserina S mat+, 828 nucleotides. RefSeq lists its product as uncharacterized. Gene Ontology annotation, cellular component: endoplasmic reticulum membrane. Bases 1 to 828 code for a protein of 275 amino acids. Gene Ontology annotation, biological process: ceramide catabolic process; ceramide biosynthetic process. The record is from RefSeq and is a predicted model, not a curated record. Lineage: Eukaryota; Fungi; Ascomycota; Sordariomycetes; Sordariales; Podosporaceae. The transcript is spliced from 3 exons.
AUGGGACAUCACAACCGCCAUUUUGCUGGCGAUCCCCACGCGCUGGAGGGUGUUUGGAGUCCACCAACUAUGCGAAUUAGCUUUUGUGAGGAGGACUAUGCCGUCAGCAGAUAUUUCGCCGAGUUUAUCAGCACUUUGACAAACUUGGCAUAUGUUUAUUACGCCCUUGUGUACAUGUAUGGUCCUGGGAGCAAAGGCUUAUUCUCCCCCAGAUAUGAUUUCAUGUCCAUCUCUCUCCUUGUCCUUGGCAUCGGCUCUUUUGCCUUUCACGCUACCCUCCGCCAGUCAAUGCAAUUCGCCGACGAGCUUGCCAUGUUAGGGCUUGUCUGGUCUUUGCUUCAAGGUGUUCUCGCCACUGGGACGAAGCGUGACAGGAUACUUAACUGGUCGAUGGCUGUGGGGUUUCCGCUCUUUUCGGCGUUUUACAUCUCGAAUGGCAAGAUCAUUUACCAUGCUUCUGCUUUUGGGCUGGCGUUGGUUUUGAUCACCAUCCGAGGGCACUACUUGUUUCUUUGGAGAAACCCGCCGUUUCCGGAAGCGAAGAGGGUAUCGUGGAAGAAGAGGGGGAGGAGGACGCUGUGGUUGUUGUUAAUCGGAUAUGCGCUUUGGAAUAUUGACUUGGAGUUUUGUACGGAGCUGAGGAGCUUGAGGGUGAAGAUGGGGUUACCUUGGGCUUGGGUGUUGGAGUUGCAUGGGUGGUGGCAUGUGUUGACUGCUGUCAGUGCGAGUUGGUUUAUGGAUAUUGUGAGGGAGGUCCAGGAGGAGUUAAGAGAUGGUGCCAGCCUGGCGGGCAAGGAUUCUGAGAGUGAAAGGUUGAAAGAGUUAUAG